CCAAGCGACUCAGGGGCUGAAAUGUGAUGGAUCUGAGAGGCUGAUCUCAGACUUGCACCAAACUUAGCAAAGAGUGAAAGCAGGAGAGGAGUUGGAAGAGGGGGGAAAGGAAAGCAGUGAGCACUGGAGGGGGGGCUCACUGCAAUCACUGCACUCCCAGGUCAGUACUGCUCCAAACAUGAGUCCUGCUGCUGGAGCAGGCAUGGACUGGCUCUACUGACUUCUUUACAUGGUGGACAAUUGUGUGGAUCUAAUGCAAAGACAGCUAGAAGGCUGAGGAGGAUCUAUUGUGGAGACUGUGGCCCCUGGGAGCAGAGAGUUGUGCUAUAGAAACUCAUUGUGGCGUGAGCAUCCUUACUCUGGAGCGGGCCCAAUCCACAGUACAAGGUGCUGGGUUCUGUGAUUUGGAAGAGUUUGGAAGAUGGGUAGCAAGGCCCUACCAGCUCCAAUUCCCCUGCACCCUUCCCUACAGCUCACCAACUACUCCUUCCUACAAGCAGUCAAUACCUUUCCAGCAGCUGUGGACCAUCUUCAGGGACUCUAUGGACUAAGUGCUGUACAGACCAUGCAUAUGAAUCAUUGGACUUUGGGGUACCCAAAUGUACAUGGGAUCACAAGGUCCACCAUCACUGAGAUGGCAGCUGCUCAAGGCUUGAUGGAUGCCAGAUUUUCCUUCCCUGCUUUACCCUUUGCCACUCAUCUCUUUCACCCCAAACAGGGCACCAUAACCCAUGUGAUCCCAGCCUUGCACAAAGACAGACCUAGGUUUGACUUUGCCAAUUUGGCCAUUGCUGCAACCCAAGAGGACCCACCUAAGAUAGGUGAUCUUUCCAAACUAAGCCCAGGGUUGGGUAGUCCUAUAUCAGAGAUCAGCAAGUUGUCUCCAGACCGGAAACCUUCCAGGGGGAGGUUACCAUCUAAAACUAAAAAAGAAUUUAUUUGCAAGUUUUGUGGAAGACACUUUACCAAGUCCUACAACUUACUCAUCCACGAAAGAACCCACACAGAUGAGCGACCCUACACCUGUGACAUCUGCCACAAGGCCUUUAGAAGACAGGACCAUUUGAGAGACCACAGAUAUAUUCAUUCCAAAGAAAAACCUUUCAAGUGUCAGGAGUGUGGAAAGGGAUUCUGUCAAUCGAGGACCCUGGCAGUGCACAAAACCUUACACAUGCAGGAAUCACCCCACAAAUGCCCCACAUGUGGAAGAACAUUUAAUCAAAGAAGUAACCUGAAAACUCACCUUCUUACCCAUACAGACAUCAAGCCCUACAAUUGUGAGCAGUGCGGGAAAGUAUUCAGGAGAAACUGCGACCUUCGGAGACACAGCCUAACCCACAGCCCCAGGCAGGACUACUAGAGUGGGACACCCACCCCCCAAAUCCAGCUACCUACCCACACCCCCAGCCUUACACCCCAGUUCCCCAGCAUAGGGGGAAGGAGAUAUUGCUUGCACCAAAGGACUUGCCUUAAAGGACUGGACUUUACAACCCAACCAGCCUUCACUCCUUGUACAGAUAUAAAGCUCAUUUUAGAGCUGUGUAAAUAAGGUUUAUUUUUGUUUUUUAUUAUUAAUAUUGUCAUGUUUGUCAUGUUCUGAUGCACAGUGGGAAAGAUUGUUUUUGUGUUUGUUUUUUUUUUAUUUUAUUUUAUUUUUUGUUUUGUUCUUGUUUGUUUUUUUUUUGCUCUGGAGAAAAUACCA
Hyla sarda is the source of this 1702-nucleotide messenger RNA. It is a transcript of the gene OSR2, whose product is annotated as odd-skipped related transciption factor 2. NCBI's taxonomy places the organism in Eukaryota, Metazoa, Chordata, Amphibia, Anura, Hylidae. Gene Ontology annotation, cellular component: nucleus. Bases 422 to 1360 code for a protein of 312 amino acids. Gene Ontology annotation, biological process: urogenital system development; regulation of transcription by RNA polymerase II; embryo development. The record is from RefSeq and is a predicted model, not a curated record. The transcript is spliced from 4 exons. Gene Ontology annotation, molecular function: DNA-binding transcription factor activity, RNA polymerase II-specific; RNA polymerase II transcription regulatory region sequence-specific DNA binding.